Molecule: messenger RNA, 2454 nt
Organism: Cucumis sativus (cucumber)
Lineage: Eukaryota; Viridiplantae; Streptophyta; Magnoliopsida; Cucurbitales; Cucurbitaceae
Product: WEB family protein At1g75720
Exons: 2
Coding region: 1446-2258 (270 amino acids)
Source: RefSeq, a predicted model, not a curated record
CCAAAAGACAGGUAAAAAUAAAUUUAAUAUUAUAUCAUCUAACACCCUCCUUCACUUGUAGAAGACUUCGUAAUGCUGCAGGAGUUUGAAUACAAGAUUUUCUAGACCAUUUGUUCUGAUAAGUUUAAGCUGAUGGGUGAAGUUGGAGGAAGCAUUAAGUGAUGUGGAAGGCAAGUAAGAAAGAGCAGGCAUUUAAGCUACAGUGGACAUUCUAACUACUGUACCAGAAAAUCAAAUAUUUGGAGAUUCAACUACAACUUAUGCCAAGGUCCACCACCUCCCCCGAAGCAGCUGCUUAGAUGAAAGAAACUAUAAAUUGCAAAAUUCUACAUGAUAGCGUUGCAGCUAAAGGUGUGACAAGUAAGCAUUUUAAGCUUUCUAUCAAUGGAAAGAAUGCAUGUUCUGCAUCAUUAAUUUGUUAGUUGGAAAGAUUAGGUAAAAUUACCUGGGGUUUUGAGUUUAGUUUCUGUUGGAGAUAUUAAGAGUCUCACAUUGGAAAAACAAAAGAGACUCGUACUCCAUAUAAGAUAGGUGGGCUACUCCUUUCAUUGCCAAUUUGUUUUGAGAUGAAACCUCAUACUAUCAAAUUUAACCGUUUCUACUUGAUCUCUAGGUUUUAAAAUGUUAUACAUUAGGAAAUGUUUGUGGGCUAAGUGAGUUAUUAUAGUUAGUAGUUAUUAUAUAGUAUGAGUUAUGAUAGUUUGUGUUUUGAGUGCAUACGGCCAACUAUUCUAGUUAGUGAAAAUAAAAGAGGAUGGAUAGGAAAUAUUAAACAUUGUAACGAAAAAGAAUUUGAAAUGAUAAUAUUGUAGUUAAUUGUGAAUUAUAAUAAUUGAAAAACACCAACUACAUAGCCCAUUCUACCUAGGUAAAGUUGGGGGCUCAAAUAGUCUUGAAAACUCAUUUUCUUAGCUGGGUUUCAAUUUAGUUUCUAAGUUUCAAAAUAUUACAAUUCUAUCUUUCAAAAUUUGAGUUUUUCUUUUGAAUUUGAUAUGGGUUUCAAGAUUUUUCAUUUAAAUACAAAAAUUAUUGUAAAUUAAUUACGUAGACAAUAAGUUGAAAGUGAGUAUUUAAUGAAAAAUUGAGAUUAUAAUUGUGAAUCUUCAAACCUAUAUAUUGUAAUGAAAUAGAACUCAAAUAUCUAUAUGAUUGUAACAUUUUGAAAACUAGAAACCAAAUUAAAACCAAAUUGAAACAAAACUCUAACACUUAAAGGACUAAAUAUAUAAUAUUUUGAAAACUAGAAACCAAAUUGAAACCAAAUUGAAACAAAACUCUAAGACUUAAAGGACUAAAUAUAUAAUAUUUUGAAAUUUAAGAAUCGUAUAGAAACUAAAGAGAAAAGCUAGGACCUGAAGCUAUUUUACCUUCUUCAUAUAUAAGCUUUCACCUUUCUAUUAGUUAGGUGGUCAUUUUCGACUAUCUUCCCCUCACGAUAUGAUAGGAUGAUUUUUGUCUUAACCUUGAAACAACAGCCAUCCUUCUCUCUCUCCCCCCCUUUAAUUUUAAAGCUAAAGCAAAGAGCUCAAUUCUCCCACCAAACCAAUCGUCAAAUACACCCUCGUACACAUCCCAAACUCACUAACUCUCCAACCAUGGAAGACCCUGAAAUACCUAGCCAAACUUCUGCCUCCGCAGUCGACACCUCCCGCCCCUUCCGCUCUGUCAAAGAAGCCGUCGCUGUGUUUGGCGAACGCCUUCUAGUUGGAGACGCAUACUCAUCAUCUCCAAAACCAUCCACGGACGCUCCAUUGCCUGAAAUAGGCACAUGGGAGGCAAUGCCAAGCUCUACAACAACAAUAAAAGAAGAGAAAGAACAUGUUUUGGUUAGCUUGAAGAAACUCGAGGCAGAGCUGGAAGAGACCAAGGAAGAGUUGAGGUUGCUAAAGGAAAGGGAAGAAGAUACAGAAGUGGCAUUGGCAUCACUGAAUGCAGAGCUACAUAAGAACAUGUCGAAGUUAGCCGAGGCCGAGGCGGCCGCAGCGGGAAAAGCUGCAGCGGCGAGAAGAAUUGUGACGAGCGGAAGGAUAGAAGAAGAAAUGAAGAGGUCGGAAUUGAAGAUGAGGAGAAUGGAGGAGACAGAUUCACCUACAUUAGCUCAGAUAUUGAGCUUUGGAGACAAAAUAGGGUAUUUUGGAGGGAAGAAGGAAAAGAAAAAGAUAAAGAAAAAACCAAUUAUUCCUCUGGUGGGAGAUUUGUUGUUAAUAUUAAGGAAAAAAGGGUCUUCUGAGAAUGAUCUUCGUUCAUCUUUCAAUUAAAAACCUUUGUAUUUGCCUUCUCCCUUCUCUCUACUUGUAUGUUUCUCUAUCCGUUUGUGUGUCGGUUGUGGAUUGUAAUUUAGUAUAUGUUUGUAAGUGAUUUUGAAAUAGUUGAAAUCACUUUUGUUAUUUUCAAAAUGGUCGUAGAACACACUCUCAUCGCUUAAAAUUAAAUCGAGGGUUGAGUUUAUGAACA